AUGAAACUUUUAAUCGUCGUCCUUGGCCUGGCUCUAGCUGUUACAGCGGAAGAAGCUAUCUUCGCUGAUUAUCAUCAAGAGAUCGGCAUCCCCGAAAGGGCUCGCAUAGACGCUGCUGAGACAGCCGUGGACUUCGAUGGUUCCAGGAUCAUAGGAGGGCAGGUUUCAGCCCUAGGGGAUGUACCCCAUUUGGCUGGUCUACGAAUCACUUUGACCACCGGACAAACAUCAGUUUGCGGAUCUUCUCUUAUUAGUAACACCAGACUGGUCACUGCUGCUCAUUGUUGGAGAAGUGGUAGUUUCCAAGCUAGCCUUUUUACCGUUAUUCUUGGAUCUGUUAACUAUAAUUUUGGUGGCGUUCGUAUCAACACCAACGAUGUCGUUACGCAUCCCAAUUAUAACACGAAUAGCCUCAAUAACGAUGUUGCUGUGAUUCGCAUCAAUUCCGUUACUUUCAACAACAACAUUCGGCCCAUCGCGUUAGCCACUGGCUCCAACAACUAUGUCGGUGCUACGGCUGUAGCUGCUGGUUUCGGAAGAACGAGUAAUUUCGGCGGAGUAUCAAGUGUAGCGAGACAUGUAAGCCUGCAAGUAAUUGAUAACAACACAUGUGCUAGCAUAUAUGUCCCCGGAACCGUCGUCGAUUCCACUUUAUGCACUUCUAAUAGCGGUGGCAGAAGCACCUGCGGAGGUGAUUCAGGAGGCCCUCUCGCGAUCGGCAAUACAUUGAUUGGUAUCACUUCCUUCGGUUCAGCCGGCGGUUGCACGGUAGCUCCAGCUGGUUUUGCCAGAGUUACUUCGUUUGCUUCAUGGCUCAGCGCACAAUAGACUCCACAUACAAUAGACUCCACGUGCUAUUAUUUAAAUAAAUAUUUUGAUUCAA
Messenger RNA from Melitaea cinxia (Glanville fritillary), 883 nucleotides. RefSeq names its product trypsin alpha-3-like. Gene Ontology annotation, molecular function: serine-type endopeptidase activity. The record is from RefSeq and is a predicted model, not a curated record. NCBI's taxonomy places the organism in Eukaryota, Metazoa, Arthropoda, Insecta, Lepidoptera, Nymphalidae. The coding region runs from base 1 to 828 and encodes 275 amino acids. Gene Ontology annotation, biological process: proteolysis. The transcript has 5 exons.